AUGGAGCUCCACGGCAACGCCUUCAAGAAGAGGAGCGACACCAUGGCGCCGCCCCGCAGCACCUCCAGCUUCGACGGCAGAACCACCACCACAACCCGCCGGCAAGAUCCGGCGGCGAAAGGCUCGGGGCCGCCGCCCCGGCAUCCUCCAAGCCCCUCGAACGAAGCAGACCCCUGGCACCACACGAAGCCGCCGCUGAAGGAGCAGCAGAGCCCACGAACGCCGUCAGGCCAGAUCCGCCGCCUCCGCCGCGCCCAGCACGCGCACGCCCAUGCCGCACCUCUGCCAAGCGCCCCGACGGGCCUCCAUCACGCGGAACAGGCGACCAGCAGGCCGCAAGUCUGCGCUAAGUACCGCGCCGGGCUGGCAGGCCCCUCCACGCGCCGCCACACGCCCUCCCGCGAGGACAAGUGCGGCCACGCCACCACCGGCCGCAGAGCAGAAAACUGCACGCCAUCCCGUCCCGUGCGACGCCGCCGCGUCGCCAUCCUCUCCCGUGGCACGUCGCCACCGCCACGGACCUGCAGCUCCCGGCCGAAACCGCCGCGUCCCGACCAGCCUGCCACCCGCGGUGGCCCGCCGCAGCAGCCACCGGCCGCGCCAGAUCUGGGCUCGGGCCCCAGACCCGCGCCCUCCACGCUGCAGCGCCAAGGAAGCUAG
This is a messenger RNA of Aegilops tauschii subsp. strangulata, 660 nucleotides long. Lineage: Eukaryota; Viridiplantae; Streptophyta; Magnoliopsida; Poales; Poaceae. The record is from RefSeq and is a predicted model, not a curated record.